UGAUCUGCUGAUUGCUACUAGCUCUAAGAUGAGCCAUUUCAUCUUCUCACCUUGCUGAGUCAGAGAUGACAUUAAGUUUUUUAGUGUUUCUCUUCUUUAGCUUCAGCCUGGUAUGUGUAACCUAAAGCAGCACAGUGGAUGAUUUGAGACCUUUGGAAGAGUAUGGCUUCUCGACUGAUCUCUAGUCCAGUAUGUUCAGUAACAGCAGCACUGAACAGCAUGUAUGCCUAUUAAGUCCUUAUGUUACAGAGGAAUUUGAUAGUCUGGAGUUUGUGAGGCAAGUUUAAGGCAGUAACCUUGUUCAGGGGUUUUGUUCCUCAGUUUAUAAAAAAUCAUACAGGAGCAUGUGAUCAUUGUAUCUGUCUUCCUUUAUUUCUGCAAAACAUAUAUUUUCACAGACAUCGCAUCCUGAGGGGAUAUAAAGUUUUUUAUAUCAGACUUUGAAAAACUUUUUGAGAAGCUGAUGAGAUGUGAAGUAAUUCCUUUAAACUUACUGAGGCACUAAUGAGCCUCACUUAUCCUGACAACUCUACUUGUACUUUAUCUUCACGCAUGCACAAAUGCACUUAAACCAUCUGCAUAUGUAUCAGAAAGAACACUUUAAGUUUUAAUUAGCUGUGCAAGACCUCAAACAUCUAAGGGGUUAAUGUGUACGUUUAUGUGUGUGAGUGUGGGUGUGUGUGUGUGUGUGUCUGACUUCAGCAUGACUGUGUGUGAUUUUGGGGGGGCGGGGGACAAGAAUCAAAAACAAAAAAAACAUCCAUGUGUAAAUAACUGUCAUACACCUCUGUUCAAAAGUCUGGGGUCACUUACUAAUGUCCUUAUUUUUGACAGAAAAGCAAUUUCUUCAAUGAAGAUGACAUUAAAUGAAUGAUAAAUCCAGUCUAGAUGUUGUUAAUGUAGUGACUAUUCUAGCUGGAAACAGCUGAUUUUUAAUGGAAUAUCUACAUAGGGGUACAGAGGAACACUUCCAACAACCAUUACUCCUGUGUUCUAAUGCUACAUUGUGUUAGCUAAUGGUGUUCAAAGGCUAAUUGAUGAUUAGAAAACCCUUGUGUGAUUAUGUUAGCACAUGAAUAAAAGUGUGAGUUUUCAUGGAAAAUAUGAAAUUAUCUGGGUGACCCCAAACUUUUGAACUAUAGUGAGUCGGAAUUGAAUUGCAAUGCCUACUUCCUUAAAAGAAAAUAAACAUUUAUCAUUGUAAGAGUGUUUAAUAACCCUUUAGGCGCCACAGUUUUUUCAAUAAAAUAUUCAGUUUUGAUAUCACUUUUUCAAAAGGUUGUAACUUGAAAAGUGAUAAAGGCAAACUGUAAAUGAGAAAAAAUCAUCAGUAUGAUCCAAAGCCAGGCAGCAGACAUAUGGAUUACAUAACUUUUACAGAUGUUUAUCGAUCAAGAUAGUAUUGCUUGGCUCAGAAUUUGUCAGAUCCCUGUCUCCGCGAUACGCAACAGGCUCAUCAGAAUGUCUGAUCCACUUGUGGUACUGUUCCUCAUCUCUCAAGCAAACCCAGCCAUCAUGAUAGUCAUUCACAGCGGGGCCGUGAAUGCCACUGCGGCCUCCGCCGCAAUUAUCAGUGCAUUUUCUCCCGCGGUUUCUACCGUGUCUGCUGCUAUUUCCACACUUUUGUGCAUCCCCAUUACCCACUCACUCUCCAUUAGCGGUGUUUUGACCACCCCUACUACACCCACCAUGUCCCCUCCUGCCACCCCAGACACGUGAAGCAAAGCAUCGGCUCCAGUAUGUGCUGCUUGUGGACUGUCAUGGCGCAUGGACUCGCUGCCUUACGCACAGACGCAGCGUCACUUUCUGUCUCACUGGAAAACUGAACAUCUUCAUCAGAAGGUGAAUACCCCUCUUCAGAAUCUGAGUCAGCCAUUACUUGACGAAGUACUUUGUCAACGGUGAACAGACCUCUUGGCAUGGUAAGUUUUCUCUCGCUUUCUCGCGCUGUCUUGCGCUCUGUUACGCUUCAACUGCAACCCUUGUCUCCUCGACCGGGGGGCGGUUUUCAAACUCUAUAAACUCCAAAACUUUGAAUGAAAACACGCCCACAAAUGUUGCUCAGAUUGAAGUCCCAGAUGUCCGCCAUCUCCUGGUGUAAAGUAGUAAUUACAUGAGGCACCAUAUUUGCAGCUAUGGCUUGUUAUGUUCAGCAAUGUUGCUUGUCGUAAUAUUGCAACUUUGGCGCUUAAAGGGUUAAGGCAAACUGAGCCUCAUAUGUUGGUAAAUUUCAACAUGAAAGCAACAAAGCAUGUAAAUUUGCAUAAAUAAUUACACAUCACCAUUUUGGCACUUUGAAAAAACUAAAAUUGGUAACCUUGUCUUGCCUCAUGUCAAUCUCUACUGAUGUGUAUAUAUGGAUAUGGACUUUUUUCCAUAUUCUAGGGUCACUAUCUAAAAAUUAUUUGUUUGCUGGAGCCAUUCAAUCAUUUGAAUCUGCUCAGAGGUGUCAAACAUAUGGCCCGUUUGCCAAUACUGGCCCAUUAGAGGGUCCAGCCCAGCCCACGGAAUGUCAGGGCCCCCACCCCAGUCCCUGCAUCAGCCCCCACCUGACCUCCCUUAUUCUCCCUCUCUCCCUCCUUUCUGUUUUAUUCCCUCUGUUUUCCUCUCUUUGGUUCCUCUCUCUCUGUCCCCUCAGCCGAUUCUCGCCGCGCUGCUCUCCACAGCAGCUGCACAUCAUAACUAAUCAGUCUCAGCAGUCUCAAGCCAGUCUCACGCUCCACACCCUGCCAUAUAGUAACUUCUGCUAUUGCAUUCCGCUGGCCCCGCAUCCCAGUUCUGCCACCCUGCCAACUCGGUCCAACCUCUGGAUUCCCUACCAAAACCUCUGGAUUCCCACCAACCUCUGGAUUCCCGGUCUGCCUCUGAAUUUCCUGCCAAUCGUGUCACCCUCACCUCGGAAACUCCUGCCUGCCUCUCUGGAGCAAGACACUCCGGUCCUCUCUCCGCUGCUGUCCCACGCUACAGGGAGCACCUCCCGGGCCGCCGGUUCCCAGAACGGACACCCCUCUACCCACCCAUUAGUGAGUUCUAGUUUCAUUAAUUUCCCCAACUGUUAUUAAUUUAGUUACGUAGUUAUCAGCCUGCCUCCUUUAGUUGGUCUUGUAGUUUCGUUCAAUAAAUCAGCUCUUUUCUUCAUUCCAACCACUCGUGUCUGUGUACUCUCUGCUCAGGUUCACCCCCUCGCCAUAACAGUACUAUCUGGCCACAAUGAACCCGGAGAGUACACAGCGCAGUCCCGAACCUUCCCUGCCCCUCAACUGCUCCAGGCUGCAACCAGCCAGGGGGCACUUCUCGGGCAACAUAGUCAAGCUCUGAAGGGCUUAGCGGAGUCUAACCAAGAUAUGUUCACACAGAUGGGCUCAUUAUCAGGUGGCUGAGAUGGCCGCACUGAUUGCACAACUAUUCUCCACUACCCCUCCUAUUGCUGCCCCCCAACCUGCCUCAGCUUCAGACCCCAUAGGGGGUAAUCUGGCCCCACCAGAUGCUCGAGAACCAUAUGUACCCACACCGGAACAUUAUGGAGGGGACUCGGGAACCUGCCAAGCCUUUCUAAUGCAAACAUCUUUAGUUUUUGAGUUACAGCCACUCACCUACAGUACAGAUAGAGCCCGCAUAAUGUAUAUCCUUAGACUGCUCAUGGGGGUGGCUCGUGACUGGGGAUUGGUGGUCUGGGCUACGCAGACCCCCAUCUGUCACUCCUAUCCAGCGUUCGUCCACAAGAUGACAAACGUAUUUGACCACCCCGUCCGGGGGCAAAACGCUGGAAGACGAAUAUACUCCCUCUGCCAAGGAGCCCGUAACACGGCGGAGUAUGCGGUCGGAUUAAGGACUCCCGCAGCGGAGAGCGGCUGGAAUGACGCGGCUCUCCAAGAGGUGUUCCAAGAGGUCUUAGCGAGGCAGUUAAGGAUGAACUGGCGAUGCGAGAUGAUUCCUCCUGUCUGGAUGACCUCAUCGAUCUUUCUAUCCGCCUCGAUAACCGCAUUCAGGAGCGCUGCCGGGAGAGAGGCAAGCAGAUCCUACAGUCCUCCCAGUCACGCCCCUAUUCCCAGCCACGUCCCUGCCAGCAUGGCCCCAGUCCCUGUCCCAGUCCCAAUCCCAAGCCCUGCUCAUCUCGGAGGAGGAACCUAUGCAGCUUGGUCGAGCCCGUCUGACUGAGGAGGAGAAGCUGCAGCACCACAGGAGAAAUGGUUGCCUGUACUGCAGAGAGGUGGAACAUUAUGCGGCCGGAUGCCUGGCCAAGCAGGUAAAAGACCUGGCUCGCCAGUGACUGGGAGAAUCCUGGUGAGCCAGACAUCAGUUUCCUCCCCCCUUCAGCAGUUCCGAGUCCUUUCCACCUUAACCUGAUGAGGCCAAGACCUCACCAUCUCCUCCCUUGUGAACUCUGGUGCGGAAGGGAUCUGGUGCGGAAUUUCAUAGACGAGUCCCUAGUCUUCGAACUCGGGGUCCCCACCGAGCCGUUCCCAACCCCGUUGUAUGCUCGAGCCCUGAAUGGAUGGCGCUUGGCCCAGGUCCGACUCAGGACCGUUCCAGUCACCAUCCUCCUGUUUGGGAACCAUCAGGAGCAGCUGUCCUUCUGCGUCUUCCAGACUCUACGUACCCCUUUAGUCCUUGGCUUCCCCUGGCUCAAACUCCACAACCCCCAUAUUGACUGGGUCCAGGGGAAAAUUUUGAUGUGGGGCACUGAAUGUCAUGCCACCUGCCUGCACUCCGCUCCAGCUCCCGCUAACCCGGCUCCUGCAGCCCCACCUAAGCCUGUGUACCUGUCGAGAGUUCCCCCCAAGUACCGUGAUUUAGCACAGGUCAUUGACAAGGACCAGGCCCUGUCCCUCCCCCCGCACUGUCCCUACGACUGCACCAUUGAGCUGCUGCACGGAGUCUCCCUACCCAGUGGACGACUGUAUAAUCUGUCAAAACCGGAGCACGCAGCAAUGGAAGCGUAUAUUUGUGACUCACUGGCGGUGUCCGUCUUCUUCCCCUGUCGGAGCUGGAUGUUUUUUCGUGAGGAAGAAAGACAAGACCCUUCGCCCUUGCAUUGACUACUGGGGACUCAACAACAUCACUGUUAAGACAAGUACCCGUUACCCCUGAUCAACUCGGCCUUCGCCCCUCUUCACAGAGUCACAAUUUUCACCAAACUCAAUCUACUGAACACUUACCACCUGGUCCGCAUCAGAGAGGGGGGAUGAGUGGAAGACGGCGUUUAACACACCCCUAGGUACUCAUAAUGCCCUUUGGCCUCACUAAUGCCCCCGCCAUCUUCUAGCAUCUAGUGAAUGAUGUUCUCCAAGACUUCCUAAAUUGGACUGUAUUUGUCUGCAUGGACAACAUCCUGGUCUUCUCCCGCAACCUAAAGGAACACUGUCAGCAUGUCCGGCAGGUUCUGGAGUGCCUACUACAGAAUCACCUAUUCGUCAAGGCCAAGAAGUGUGAAUUCCACGUCCUGACAGUCUCCUUCCUGGGCUACAUCAUCUCAGCGGGAGAGAUCAGGAUGGACCCUGCUAAGGUAGUGGUGGUGGAGGAGUGGCUGCGACCUGAGGACCGUAAACAGCUGCAGCGGUUCCUCGGAUUCGCCAACUUUCACCGCUGCUUUAUCAAAGACUACAGCCGCAUUGCUGCCCCCCUCACUGCACUCACCUCCACAACUCGAAAGUUGUGGAGGUGAAGUUGCCCCCUUCCAAUGGACCAUUUUUCCAAAGUGGUGUACUUCCUGCUCCUGCCCAAGCUUCCCACUGCCAGAGAAACAGCCGACCUCCUAGUGACCCAUGUUUUUCAUGCCUAUGGCAUCCCUGUACACAUUGCGUCGGAUCGUGGACCCCAGUUUACCUCCAAAGUUUGGAGGGCCUUCUGCUCAGCACUCGGGGCCUCGGUCAGCCACAUAUCAGGUUUCCACCCCCAGAGCAACAGAAAGGUCUGGUGGCUAAACCAGGAGAUGGAGGCAGUCCUCCAAUGCAUUUCAUCUGAGAACCCUAGUUCCUAGAGCUCCCAACUCCCCUGGGUGGAAUGCGGGCACAAUACAAUCCCCAAUGCCUCCACAGGGUUGUCUCCUUUCCACUGUGUGCUUGGGUAUCAGCCCCCCCUGUUCCCAGAACUCGAAGAAGAGAUAGCAGUACCCACUGUAGACACCCAUCUCUGCCAAUGCCCAAGUCCGACUUGGCGCCAAGCCCAUGCCGCCCUGCUCCGGUCUUCUAGGAGAACCCAGGACCAGGCCAACCACCAUCACUCCACCGCUCCAGUAUACACCCCUUCAAUACUUAGUGGACUGGGAGGGCUACGGACCUGAGAAAAGAACCUGGAUCCCCCGGCGGCAGAUAUUGGACCCCAGCCUGAUCAAGGACUUCCACCGUGAACACCCAGGAUGCCUCCUACAUGCGCCAGGAGGCGCAUGUAGGAGCCAUUCUAUCAUUUGAAUCUGCUCUAACCCAGAGGUGUCAAACAUAUGGCCCAUGGGCCAAAACUGGCCCACUAGAGGGUCCAGCCCAGCCCACGGAAUGUCAGGACCCCCACCCCGGUCCCUGCAUCAGCCCCCACCUGACCUCCCUUAUUCUCCCUCUCUCCUGCCUUUCUGUUUAGUCCCUCUGUUUUCCUCUCUUAGGUUCCUCUCUCUCUCUCUCUGUCCCCUCAGCUGAUUCUCGCCGCAGUGCUCUCCACAGCAGCUGCACAUCAUAACUAAUCAGUCUCAGCAUUCUCAUCUGCAGAACUCCGUGCAGCUGUGGUACAGCACACCUGUCAUUCAUCAACUGCCACAAAAGCCAGUCUCCCGCUCCACACCCUGACCCUGCCAGAUAGUAACUUCUGCUACUGCAUUCCGCUGGCCCUGCUGCCCAGUUCUGCCACCCUGCCAACCUGGUCCAACCUCUGGAUUACCUACCAAAACCUCUGGAUUCCCAGUCUGCCUCUGGAUUCCCGCCAACCUGGCUUACUUGUUGUUCUUAGAAUCUCUAAAAGUAGAAUGGGAGGCAGAGCCUUCAGUUAUCAGGCACCUCUCCUGUGGAACCAGCUCCCAGUUUGGGUUUGGGAGGCGGACACCCUCUCUAUUUUUAAGACCAGGCUUAAAACCUUCCUUUUUGACAAAGCUUAUAGUUAGGGCUCCAUGGGGGACCCUGAGGGGGUCAGCUGGUCUCUUUAUUUGCACAACUGACUUCCCCUCUCAACGUCCUUUAGUUUGCCCCUAGUUAUGCUGCUAUAGGCCUAGGCUGCUGGGGAACCUCUCUUGAUGCACUGAGCCCUUCUCUAACUACUUAUUACUAUAUAUACCAUUAUUGCAUUACACUCACUCUGUUUCUCCCUGUGUCCUUUCUCCGAGUGUCCCUGGUCCCAGAGCUGGAUGCGUCAGAUCUUUGGUUGUUCUCCCACCAACUGGCCUAGUCUCCAUCAUGUCCACUGUGGGAUGCUGCUGCUGACCUUCCUCCAGCCCACUGCUUCCAGCUGCCCAUUUCCACCAAUCUACUCUGCAUUGCCCUUACUAUACUUGAUUUGCUCAUCUACAUAUUUUUGAAUUUACCACCAGCUAUUUAUGUAUUUUAUUUAGUGCCAGAGCCGUACACCAUAGCAGUAAACUAUAAUCAGUUUCCAUGUUAGUUGUACUUUGCAUGUAUCAUCUAUCUUAUCAUGCAUGUAUCAAAUUGUGUGUUUUAUGGUCCUUGUUCGCCCCCCACCCUCUACCUCCACCUCUACCUCUAACCCUCUACCUCUAACCCUCUACCUCUACCUCUCUACCUCUUCUGUCCCUCUCAACCCGCCCGGCAAGCAGGCAGAUGGUUCCCCCCACAUAAAGAGCUGGGUUCUGCUUGAGGUUUUUUUCCCUGUUAAAAGGGUGUUUUCCUUGCCACUGUUGCCUUUUGACUUGCUCUGGGGGUCAGGCAUAUGGGUUCUGUAAAGCGUCUUGAGACAAUUUGACUGUAAUUGGCACUAUAUAAAUAAAAUUGAAUUGAAUUGAAUUCAGCCGUGCCACCCUCACCUCGGGAACUCCUGCCUGCCACUCUGGAGCGAGACUCUCCGGUACUAUCUCCGCUGCCAUCCCACGCUACGGGGAGCGCCUCCCAGGCCGCCGGUUCCCGGAACAGACACCCCCCUACCCACCCCGUUAGUGAGUUCUAGUUUCGUUAAUUUCCCCGACUGUUAUUAAUUUAGUUACGUAGUUAGUUACCAGCCUGCCUCCUUUAGUUGGUCUUGUAGUUUCGUUCAAUAAAUCAGCUCUUUUCUUUAUUCCAACCACUCAUGUCUGUGUACUCUCUGCUUGGGUUCACUCCCUUGCCAUAACAUGGGAUGACUUUGCAAAGUGUAAAAAUUACAGAGAUGACAGUAAAUGCAAUUUUUCACCGAAAGUGAUUUUUUAUAUAUAUAAGUUCAAUGUAUUUACAAGGCAUCGAGAGAACUUAACUUUCUUUCGUUAUAGUUCCUACUUUAAUUUCCAUGGUGUGGUGAUCAGGAUUACUACACAGAUGUGUAAAUGAAUGUAAACUUAAAAUAAUUUCUAGAUCUUGACAAAUUCUUUGAUCCUAAAAUAAAAAAACGAGAUUGUUCAGUUCCAGAAACCUGUGACUAAAUGUUUUGUGCCUUUUGUAGACACACUGUGAUCAGUAAGUUGUAAUGUAUAAAUGGUGAACUGAGGCAUAAUAUUGUUGAAAUUGAGUUUAUUUUUCUUAAGAAAUUUCAGUGUUCAUAAUGUUUUGCAAAAAAGAUAGUCCAUUAACUGUGAACAUUUUCAGAAUGUACUUUUUUGAGCAAAACAAAGGCAAGUAUUUGAAAGGUCAUCAUUUAUAGGCUAUUAUACCAUGAUUUUACUGGUCUGGCCCAUUUGAGAUGAAAUUGGGCUAUAUUUGGCCCCUGAACUAAAAUUAGUUUGACAUCCCUGCUGUAGCCAGUUUUGUCUGCAUCCUCAUCAAAUUUCUUGGCUAUAUUUCUGAAGAUAUUUAAUCCUUAAAAUGGCCAGGUGCGAGGUUGGCUGAGUGUGAAAAUGAAAAAUUCCCAGGUCUGAAAACAUAUGAAAUUCUCACACUUUAGCCAAAAUAUUUAACAGACAUUACUUUUAGUUCACAAAUACAUAACUAUGUGCAUCAACAUUUCUCCUGAAUUCUGUUUGAACUGAUGCAGACUGACCCUUAUGGAUUUUUAACGCAAUUUCAUUUAUGUUAAAUGAGGCUGAAACUUCUACCAGCAUGUUGAAUCAUCUCAGCACAGUAGCAAAUGUUUUCAGCGUUACUUAGGUAACCAGUGACAAUGGCCUGUUUUGUUUUUUGAUCAGAGAACCACAUCCACUUUGGGGGAGUUGUGUAUAUUUACAUGCUGGCCAGAGCACAUGAGCACAGCACCCUCAAUGCAUGUUUCUGUGUGAGUGUGUUUUAUGACUCUAUCAGGCAGGGUUGGCUGUUUGGAGUCAGGGCGAGCCCAUCGAUCGGCACAUGAGGGGGGCCCGCCUAGAGCUCUCGCUCCAGCUGCCCACCGGGUGUGAAGGACACUGAUGUGACAGCACUAAUUACAGAGGCAGGAAGCCAGCACUACAAACAUUCACAGCAGCAGCUCCAGCAGUCUCUCCUGGGCUAAACCCACCUUCCACCCCUACUUUACACCUCUCAUCCCUGGGGGGUGGAUUGUAUUUCCUAUCAUCCCAAAUUGAGGUUAUAUGCACAAAAAGUCAAGUCAACAGAGGCUCUGUGAGGAACAUCAAAUAAAUAACACAUGAACUUUAUUCUGUUAAAAACAUUGCAAAUGAGCUGUCUUGGAAUUUUGAACAGAUGAAACAACAGUGGAAAGAAACAGACAACUGAUCUAAUUUCUAACACUGGACACAUUUUUUUAGUAUUAAGGUCCAGCCUUAAAUCCAAAUCCAGUGGUUCAUUUUACAAGACUAAGAUUAUGUUUUAUCUUAAUUGCAAGCAAUAGAAAAAGGCAUUUUAUGCGAAUAUGUGAAGAUGGUUAUGUGCCGUAAGUAUUGUCUAGUUCAGUAACAGACCAAGAUUGACCAUUUCAUUUCUUUCUUCAUUGCUCUUUUAAAGCUUGGCACAGAUUUCUGUAAGAGCAAACUAACAACUUCAUAGCUUUCUUUUACAAUAAAGUCAUAGCUAAUUGUUUGAUUGAUUCUUCUUAUUUAAAGCUGUAUUCAUAGUUAUUCAUGUCCAACUAGAUGCAAGGCAACAAACCGUGAACAAAACACUGAUAUAUUGUCAUCUUAUAGACCAAUAUGUUGUUUCCUAGCAAACAUGGGAAUAUUUACACACUGAAGUGUUUUUGGGCCACCUGACACUUCUUUUAGCUCUAUGUUGGUCUCUCCAACUAAAUGUCUCUUGUCUUUACAAGCUAGUGUCUUAUAAACUAGUGCAAACUGGGUUUAUUCAAGCUUUGAUGAUAACAGCAGCUGCCUCUGGUUCCUUUGGUUUGAUUCAAUGAAACUGAACCAGAUCAGUACAAAGUUGUGGGUUGCAAACACAGAACAAUGAACUGAGAGAGGCUCAAAAGCUACAUCAUGGUGGAGGAAGUCACAGAGUUUAUGACCACACUUUUCAUAUUAAAUUCAGAUUAUAUCAUGUUAUUAUAAGAAUUUUAUCCUUUGUUAAGAUCAAAAUAAUUUUAAGUGCUACUUUACCCUGAAACCUAACCAGUUGGGGCAGAUGUCUGCCCUCCCUGAGAAUGGUUCUGCUGGAAGUCUCUUCUCUCACUAAACUGGAGUUUUUUUCCUCCACUGUUGUCAGUAUGCUUGCUCAUAUGAAAUCUUUGGAUUUGUUGGGUUUUCUAUGUUGAGUUUAGUGUAAUUUGAAUUUUAAAAAUAGUCAAUUAAAUUUUUUAGAGCAUGUAAUAUUGUAGGUAAUUAACCCUAACAUUUAAGGUUGUCAGGUUAAUCUCCAGGGUAAAUAACACUGUAGAGUACUUAACCUUAAUAUUCAGAUCUGUAAAGUAAAUUUAACACUCAUCUUAUUCGCUACUAGGAAGUACUUCAGUUCAUCUGUUGUUGUUUUAAAUGUCAUAUAUGAAUAAUAGUGAUUUGAUUUGAGCAAAGUUUGUGAAUAUAUACUCCUUCAGCGUAUUUACUGUCUACCUUUACUGUCUACCUUGCUAUUGUGUCUCGUUCUUUUACUGUUUGUUUGCAUUCAUGGCUUUCAAUUUGCAUUUAUUGUUGUAUGUUCUUAUCUGUCAUUCUGUAUGGAGCACCUACUAAAUUUGUUUCAAAAACUGCUCUAUAAAUGUAGGCUAACCCAUAUUCUAUGAAUAUUUCAGUAAAUGCCAUCAAAGUGAAAGGGGUUUGGAUUUACAGCUGCAUGUUUGGUUCCAUCUCAUCGCUCUCACCCUUCCCAUUGCCAGCAGCAGGAUGGACCAUGGAGACCGACGGAUGGGCGUUUCUCACCUUCGCUAUGAGGAUGAGGAGGACCAUCAAUCUAUCUACAUUGGAGUCCCAGUACCUCGAGGAUAUCGACGUAAACGCAGGCGAAGGCGCUCCAGUCGAGAGGCUGCUGACAUGGACAGGGACAGAUGUUACAGCCACCAAAGACACCAUGAGCAUGACCGCUACAGAGACACAGACAUUGAGGAAGGACUCAUGGAUUCAGCUGAACAGAGUCUCCAAGACAUCAGCCACACAAUGUCUCCAGCAGCAGAGCGGCUACGUUACAUCCUGAGUGAAGAUGAUGACAUGCCCACUCCGACGCUCUUCACUGAGAUGGACACUUUACAGCGAGAAGGAGACGAGCUGGAGUGGAAGGAGUCCGCCAGGUGGGUGAAGUUCGAGGAGAAGGUGGAGGAGGGAGGAGAGAGGUGGAGUAAACCCCACGUGUCCACGCUGUCCCUGCAUAGUCUGUUCGAGCUCAGAACGUGUCUCCAGACGGGGACGGUUCUGCUGGAUCUGGAAGGCUACUCACUGCCACAAAUAGUUGAUGACAUCAUUGAGAGACAGAUAGAGGAAGGCAUGACAUCUCCUGACCUGCGAGAGAAGAUCAGCUUUGUCCUGUUGAGAAGACAUCGACACCAGACCAAGAAGCCAAUCCACCGCUCGUUAGCUGACAUCGGCAAGUCCAGCUCCUCUACCAAUCGGAAUGCAGGGACCCGAGGUGGACCGGGGUCAGGGCCGGGGCCAGGACCAGGGCCAGGGCCAGGGUCAGGGUCAGGGUCAGGGCCAGGUAUGGGGCCGGUGACCAACUUUAACCGAUCCACAGAGGACCUCAGAAUGAAACAGCAGCCAACAAACUAUGGCCGUCUGCGUCACGCUCAGAGCAGGAGUAUGAAUGAUAUUGCAGAUACUCCCAGCACAGACCAGCUGAAAAACAAAUUCAUGAAGAAGAUCCCUAGAGAUGCAGAGGCAUCCAAUGUCUUAGUCGGUGAAGUAGAUUUCCUCAACAAACCUUUUGUAGCUUUUGUCCGACUGGCCCAAGCUACAACACUAGGAGGUCUGACAGAGGUCCCUGUUCCCACCAGAUUCCUGUUCAUUCUCUUGGGACCCCAAGGAAGGGCCAAAUCAUACAAUGAGAUUGGCCGAGCCAUAGCGACCCUAAUGGUGGAUGAUUUGUUCAGUGAUGUAGCCUACAAGGCCAGAGAUCGAGAGGACCUCAUCGCAGGCAUAGAUGAGUUUUUAGAUGAAGUGAUUGUGCUUCCACCUGGAGAAUGGGAUCCCAAAAUCCGCAUUGAGCCACCCAAGAAAGUCACCUCAGCUGACAAAAGGAAGUCAGUGUUUUCUUUAAAUGAGCUGGGACAGAUGAACGGCACAGCUGGAGGAGCAGGAGGACUGACUGAGGACGAGGAGAUGCCAGCUCAACAUGAGCUCGGAGAGGAGCUGGCAUUCACUGGACGCUUCUGUGGUGGCCUGUACCUGGACAUAAAGCGGAAAUUGCCGUGGAUACCAAGUGAUUUCUACGAGGGAUUUCACAUUCAGUCCAUCUCUGCUGUGCUGUUCAUCUACUUGGGUUGCAUCACCAACGCCAUCACUUUCGGUGGUCUCCUGGGAGACGCUACCGACAAUUACCAGGGUGUCAUGGAGAGUUUCUUGGGUACAGCCUUGGCUGGUUCUGUCUUCUGCCUCUUCAGCGGGCAGCCCCUCAUCAUCCUCAGCUCCACUGGACCCAUCCUCAUCUUUGAGAAGCUCCUUUUUGAAUUCAGCAAGAACAACAGCAUAGAUUACAUGGAGCUGCGUCUGUGGAUCGGCAUCCAUUCCUGCCUGCAGUGUUUCGUUCUUGUAGCUACAGAUGCCAGUUACAUCAUCAAAUACAUGACGCGCUUCACAGAGGAGGGCUUUUCCAGUCUCAUCUCCUUCAUUUUCAUCUCUGAUGCCAUCAAGAAGAUGGUGGGCUCCUUCAAAUAUUAUCCCAUCAACACCGACUUCAAGCCUGACUACGUGACCACGUACAAGUGCGAGUGCCUGGCUCCAGACCCGAUUCCUAUGCCAGAUAACAGCUCUACUGUCUCUGGGUUGAAUGUGACAGCUCUGGACUGGAGCCAGCUAAGCAAGAAGGAGUGUCUGAAGUACGGAGGCUCUCUGGUGGGAAAGUCCUGCAAGUUUGUCCCAGAUCUGGCCCUCAUGUCCUUCAUCCUCUUCUUCGGCACCUACUCCAUGACCGUCUCCCUCAAGAAGUUCAAGUUCAGCCGCUACUUCCCCACGAAGCUGAGGAAACUUAUCAGUGACUUCUCUAUCUUCAUGUCCAUCAUGACGUUUGUUGGACUCGAUAUGUUGAUGGGACUCAAGACCCCCAAGCUGAUUGUCCCAACAGAAUUUAAGCCAACUCGGCCGGACCGUGGCUGGCUGGUGAUGCCUUUCGGUAAAAACCCAUGGUGGAUAUAUCUGGCCAGCUUCGUUCCUGCUCUCCUCGUCACUAUCCUCAUCUUCAUGGACCAGCAGAUCAGCGCAGUCAUUGUUAACCGCAAGGAGAACAAGCUUAAGAAAGGCUGUGGCUACCACCUGGAUCUGUUUUGGGUGGGCGUCCUGAUGGCCGCCUGCUCCUUCAUGGGCCUACCCUGGUACGUAGCUGCCACCGUCAUCUCCAUUGCCCACAUCGACUCUCUCAAGAUGGAGAGCGAGUCCAGCGCUCCAGGAGAGCAGCCACAGUUUCUCGGGGUCAGAGAACAAAGGGUGACAGGAAUUUUGGUGUUUGCUCUUACUGGAGUCUCCAUCUUCCUCGCUCCAGUACUUAAGUUCAUUCCCAUGCCUGUGCUGUAUGGUGUCUUCCUCUACAUGGGCGUAGCUUCUCUCAGUGGAAUUCAGUUCUGGGACAGGAUUAAGUUGUACAUGAUGCCGUCCAAGCAUCAACCAGACUACUCUUACCUCCGUCAUGUUCCUCUGAGGAGGGUACACCUGUUCACGCUGAUCCAGAUUAUGUGUCUGGCUGUGCUCUGGAUCCUCAAAUCCACCUUCCUGGCCAUCAUAUUCCCUGUCAUGAUCCUGGGUCUGAUGGUGGUCAGGAAGAUGCUGGACAUGGUCUUCUCCCGACACGACUUGGCCUGGCUGGACGACCUCCUGCCUGAGAAAGAGAAGAAGAAGAAGGAUGACGACAAAAAGAAAGGGAAGGGGAAGGAGAAGGAAAAGAAGAAGUCCAAAGCAGACGACAGUGAGGAGGAGGACAAGUACCACGCCUACUCCAACCACUCACCCAGCUCAGAGUCGGACUUGGAUCGCAGCAUCACCCUCCACUUGAAGAUCUCCUGCCCAUCAUCUCCGGCCAUCCCUAUGGGCCGAGGAAUAGCCUGUUCCGUGCCCCAGGUCAAGAUCGAGAUGGAGUCGGACUAUGAUUCUGACAUCGACCACCACCAUCCCCGGGACAUGAGCAGCGAGACCACAUUGUGAAGCUGAGACACAAAAUCUUGCUGACAGAACAAUACACAACACAGUGUGGGCGGACUACUGAGUGCAGCCAGUGCUGACCCACAGACACUACGAGGUGGUACAGACUGACAGCUAUGAGCAAACUGAACAGACACCUGAACAGACUGGGAUGGGGCUAAUGCAAUCACUGCAUUUGGAAAAGCAUUUGCUUUUUAACACGGGAAUAAAUAGUAUAUUGAAAACUAAAUUUAUUUUCUUGUAUGAUGUAAAGAGAAAAUAUUUAUCUGUAUAUGGCAAUAUAUUUGUUGUGAAAAGUGUAUCUUUAUUAUUACUAGCUAUAUAUUUGUAUUGUACUAUCACUGUAAUUACACUAAAUAGAAGUAUCAUGCCCAAACUUGUACAUUCAUUUCACAUAUGCCUGUGUGUACAAUUUGAUUUUGAGGCAGGAAACAUGAAAACAAGCACUAUUUACCACAAGCUUUUAAAGUUUGCCGUACAAAGCCAUGCCUUUUGUUAUACGUUAGACCUUGUAUGUGUGUGUUGAUGCUUGUAUUUGUAUUUUGGUGUGUGUUUGAAUAUGGUAUAGUGUGCAUCAGCCCAGCUCUCCUUUCCUCUGUUUCUUCAAGUACAACACUCCAUAUUGGCACAAAAGCAGGAACAAAAAGAAACAACCAAAAGGCCCUGAUGUUUUAAUGUCUCUGAAAAACAUCCAUGUAUUUUGUAGGAUGUAGCUGACAGACUCAUAUUGUGUUUCUACCUCCAAAGACUCUGUAUGAAAACAUGAUUAACCACAGCACUACAUAUAAGACAAUAACGAGAACUGCACACAGAAAGGAUAUUCAUGAACUGGCAGAAUUUGUUUCAUUAAACUUCCAUUAUUACAAA
Molecule: messenger RNA, 15625 nt
Organism: Amphiprion ocellaris (clown anemonefish)
Lineage: Eukaryota; Metazoa; Chordata; Actinopteri; Pomacentridae
Gene: slc4a5a
Product: solute carrier family 4 member 5a
Exons: 26
Coding region: 11306-14761 (1151 amino acids)
Biological process (GO): regulation of intracellular pH; transmembrane transport; monoatomic anion transport
Cellular component (GO): plasma membrane
Molecular function (GO): monoatomic anion transmembrane transporter activity; solute:inorganic anion antiporter activity; sodium:bicarbonate symporter activity
Source: RefSeq, a predicted model, not a curated record